Molecule: messenger RNA, 1837 nt
Organism: Homo sapiens (human)
Lineage: Eukaryota; Metazoa; Chordata; Mammalia; Primates; Hominidae
Product: espin-like
Exons: 10
Coding region: 71-1399 (442 amino acids)
Source: RefSeq, a predicted model, not a curated record
CGCUGACCUGUCGGACUUCAACGGCCACAGCCACUGCACCCACUACCUGCGCACGGUGGAGAACCUGAGCAUGGAGCACUGCGUGCUCUCCCGGGAUCCAUCCGUGGAGCUGGAGGCGAAGCAGCCGGAUUCAGGCAUGUCCUCACCCAACACCACGGUGUCGGUCCAGCCUCUGAACUUUGACCUCAGCUCGCCCACCAGCACCCUCUCCAACUACGACUCCUGCUCCUCCAGCCACUCCAGCAUCAAGGGCCAGCACCCUCCACGUGGGCUUCCCAGCACUAGAGCUGCAGACAUACAGAGCUACAUGGACAUGCUGAACCCAGAGCUGGGCCUGCCUUGGGGCACGAUUGGGAAGCCCAUACCCCCACCACCCCCACCCAGCUUCCCCCCGCCACCCCCGCCCCCAGGCACCCAACUGCCCCCACCCCCACCUAGCUACCCAUCUCCCAAGCCUCCUGUGGGACCACAGGCAGCUGACAUCUACAUGCAGACCAAGAACAAACUCCGCCACGUGGAGACAGAGGCCCUCAAGAAGGAGCCGAGCUCCUGCGACGGCCACGACGGGCUACGGAGGCAGGACUCCAGCCGCAAGCCCCGCGCUUUCAGCAAGCAGCCCAGCACGGGGGACUACUACCGGCAGCUGGGCCGCUGCCCCGGCGAGACGCUGGUCGCACGCCCGGGCAUGGCGCACCGCGAGGAGGCGGAACUCCCUGGGAACCACGUGCCUAAUGGCUGCGCCGCGGACCCCAAGGCGUCCAGGGAGCAGCAGCUGCUGCCGCCGCCGCCGCCGCCGCCGCCCCUGCCCGAGGCCGCGAGUUCGCCGCCGCUGGUCCCGCCUCUGCCCCUCGAGGGCGCUGGCCCUGGCUGCGGGCAGCGCCGCUCCUCCUCGCCCACCGGCAGCACCAAGUCUUUCAAUGUGAUGUUCCCGAUGGGCGACAACUCAGAGCUACUGGCUGAGAUUAAGGCAGGCAAGAGCCUGAAGCCGACGCCACAGAGCAAGGGGCUGACCACAGUGUUCUCAGGCAGCAGGCAGCCGGCCUUCCAGCCCGAUUCGCCGCUGCCGUCUGUGUCACCUGCACUGUUACCAGUCCAGAGCCCCACACCGCCAGCUGCGGGGUUUCAGCUGCUGCUCAACGGAAGCUUGGUUCCGGUGCCGCCCACUACUCCUGCGCCGGGGGUGCAGCUGGACGUGGAGGCGCUCAUCCCCACGCACGAUGAGCAGGGCCGUCCCAAGCCCGAGUGGAAGCGCCAGGAGGAGGAGGAGGCCCGGCUGGCCAGCAUGCCCGCCUGGAGGUGGGACCUCCUGCGGAAGAAGCUGGAAGAAGAGAGGAAGCAGAAGCGCUCAUCACAGGUGUCUGUUCCUGGACCUCAGAUGGGUUAUUGGGAUCCUGUUUAGGGGAGGAGCCAUGCUGAAGAUUCAGUAAAAUGGGGAAUACAGGGGAUUCUGAGAGAAUCGAUGGCACAGAAUGUGAGGGGAGAUGAGUGGAGGGUUCCACCCCUUCUCUUGUUGACCACUGAGAAAACGUUUCCUAAGAGCUCCUCUGUAGACUUGAUUGGCGCUGUGCUGUGUGCUGUGGAUACAGAUAUGAGGAAAACAUUAUCCCAGCACUCCAGGAGCUCCAUCCGGAAAGCAAGUCACUGCCAAAAGGCAUGAGAAGUGCUGUGACAGACUUGAGUAAAGUCCACGGGGUUCACAACGGGCCAUGGUCAUCACUGCAUGGGGGUGGCCUCGGACUGUCCUGAUCCUUGUCUUGGCCCCUUUCACAGUUGGAGAACCAGUCCCAGCCUUGUGACACUGGGCCCAAUCAGCAUUUAGCCCACCAGGGUCCACCCA